This is a messenger RNA of Dicrocoelium dendriticum, 4429 nucleotides long. The record is from the annotation of a GenBank genome assembly. NCBI's taxonomy places the organism in Eukaryota, Metazoa, Platyhelminthes, Trematoda, Plagiorchiida, Dicrocoeliidae.
CCCCCGACCGACUACAACGAACGUCACACGACCGUCCCGACUGGUGCUUUGACAACCGUCACAAAAAGCGCUACGCCCACGACGACAAGACAAUCCUCACACGACCGGACUGGCCGCGACCUACAAUUUCCCCACGAACAGGAUUUGUGCUAACACAAAAGGCUAGAACAACUUCUAGCAGAUGAAGCACUGGGAGACCUGACACCAUCGCAACUCCUGCGCCGUUUGAUUUGCGUUAAGGGAGAACGAAAGAUAGACACUGGUCUAUUCACUCAAAUAUUUUUAAAACGGCUACCUCAACAUGUCCAAGCCAUUCUAGCCCCAUCCGUAAUGGAAGUUCCAAUUGAUAAGUUGGCAAUGAUGGCGGACCGUAUACUGGAUGUCCAACCGCAGGUCAACUCGCUAGACCACCAUACCCCCGGCCCAUCAAAUAACGAUUUAUCAGAUCGGAUAACACGAUUGUCACAACAGCUAAAUGAGAUGAGCAUCUCUAGGGCACCUCAUUUCAGACGUCGAUUGCGAUCUCCUUCCCGCAACUCCAAAUGCCGUAAUUUCCCCCGAUCUCCUUCACGUUUUUACUCACAUAGUUCUUCGUCUAGUCAGGCAUCGAACCCCGCAUUUUGUUGGUACCAUCAGACAUUUGGACCAGAGGCGAAGAAAUGUAGACACCCCUGCACAUUUAAGUCACAACUAAGAGUGGAUUUUAAGGCUCCGGGAAACGAAUAGGGCGGAUCUGUGAGGCGACCAUGAUCUGCCCGACACAUACCAAUCGCCGACUGAUCAUACAGGACCGGACAUCCGGACUACAUUUCUUGAUCGACACGGGAGCGGACAUCAGUGUCAUACCCCCCUCUCAAGGCCAGCAUGCCCUCAAACAGAGCUCACUACGACUGACUGCAGCUAAUGGUACAUGUAUUUCCACUUUUGGACAACGCUCCUUAACUCUGAACCUUGGUUUACGUCGCUCUUUCACAUGGGUAUUCAUCGUAGCGGAUGUCAAACAGCCCUUACUUGGUGCCGAUUUUUUGACCCAUUUUAAAUUGUUAGUCGAUCUUAACAAUCGUUGUCUCCGAGAUUUGACGACCCGAUUACCUGUUACUGGUCAGACUACUACAAGUCCAUCAUUCACACCAAGCCUUUUUGCCGCGAAUAUGUUUGAUUCUUCAUUCUCCGCAAUUUUACGUGAUUUUCCCGCUCUCCUAAAACCGAAGUUCCAUCAGACGGAGAUUAAACACGACGUAACCCAUCGCAUAGUAACCCAAGGUAAUCCAGUGUACGCUCGCCCACGUCGAAUGAAUCCUGAUAGGAUGAAAAUAGCUAAGGCUGAGUUCCAACACAUGCUUCAAUUAGGAAUAAUACGUCCCUCACAAAGCACUUGGUCAUCACCUCUACACAUGGUACCGAAAUCAGAUCCAAAUGACUGGCGACCCUGUGGCGACUACAGAGCUCUAAACAAUGUUACAGAGCCUGACAGAUACCCCAUCCCACAUAUACAGGAUUUCACAUCGAACAUUGCUGGUAGCACAAUCUUCUCGCACAUCGAUAUAUUCAGAGCAUACCACCAUAUUCCGGUGCAUCCUGACGAUAUACAUAAGACCGCAGUUACUACUCCGUUCGGUAUGUUCGAAUUUUUACGUAUGCCUUUUGGAUUGCGUAACGCUGCGCAAACUUUUCAACGGUUUAUUGAUCAAGUCUUACAUGGUCUACCUUUUGUUUUCGCGUACUUGGACGAUAUUUUAAUAGCCAGUAAGACACCAGAAGAGCACAAACAACAUUUGCGUACGUUAUUUCAGCGUCUAGACAAAUUUGGUAUCACCAUCAACCUACGAAAGAGCACCCUAGGAGUUCCGUCAUUAGAUUACCUAGGUCACCGAAUCGAUAGCACUGGCCUGACACCAACAGAUCACAACUCGUUAUCGCUCACAACGUAUCCUCCCCCGACAUCCUUCCGCCAACUCAAGAGGUUUCUGGGAAUGAUUAAUUAUUACCGACGUUUCAUCCCGCAUGCAGCCGAGAUUUUAGCUCCUCUAACAAAUCUCUUGGUUGGACCUCAGAAACAUUUUGAAAUGUCCGAUGCCGCUACGCAAGCUUUCACGCAAAUAAAAAGCGUUCUUAAAAAUCAAUUGAAUCUGUUUCAUAUCCGUCCGGACGCAACGUUGUCUCUUCACACCGACGCUUCUAAUACAGCCGUCGGAGCAGUCCUGAAUCAACACGUUAAUAAUCAACUGCAACCCAUUGGCUUCUUCUCAAAAAGAUUGACGACGACGGAAACACACUAUAGCACCUUUGGCCGGGAACUUUUAGCCAUUUAUCUAGCUAUUAAGCACUUUCGACAUCUUCUCGAAGGCCGUGAAUUUUGUGUUUUUACUGACCACAAGCCGUUAGUCUCCGCCUUCCUUGCUAAGCCCGACCGCUAUUCACCUCGUGAGAUUCGUCAUCUCGAUUACAUCUCACAGUUCACAUGCGACAUUAGACACAUAACUGGUGCUAGUAAUAUUGUAGCGGAUAACUUGUCCCGACCGGCUGUCGACGAGAUCACCGGUAUAUCCUCCAUCGAUUUCCAACGCAUGGCACGACUGCAGAAAGCUAUGCCACUACCGACGCAUACGGAUAAGCAAUCCUCAUCGUUGAAGAUACGACCAUUUCCGAUACCUUCGGCACCAGGUACUAUUGACUGUGAUAUGGCGACAAAUAACCCCAGACCAUGGGUACCCGAACCUAUGCGUAGAGAAAUAUUUAACGCCCUUCAUAACGUUUCUCACCCUGGAAUCCGCGCGACCCUUCGUUUAAUAGCGCAACGUUUUGUUUGGCCGAAUAUGAACGUGGACAUACGCAAAUGGGCUAAACAUUGCAUACCGUGUCAACGUUCUAAGGUCGUUCGGCAUACGCACUCUGAUACUGGUACUUUCGCACAACCAGAUCGCAGAUUCGACCAUAUUCAUAUUGAUAUAGUUGGUCCACUACCCCAUUCUAACGGGAAUUCAUACAUUCUGACUUGUAUAGACCGUUUCACUCGAUGGCCUGAAGCCAUUCCUAUUGCAGACACAUCGACAGAAACUAUUGCUCGCGCACUGAUUACCAGAUGGAUUGCCAUUUUCGGUGUUCCUUCCUACAUAACCACUGAUCGAGGUUCCCAAUUCGAGUCACACCUUUUUCAGCAACUGACCGAACUACUCGGUUGCAAACGUAUACGUACAACGGCCUAUCACCCACAAGCGAACGGUUUAGUCGAACGUUUUCAUCGACACUUAAAAACCGCUUUCAAAGCAAACGGUGAUUCAGCUAGAUGGACAGAACAACUCCCACUCAUCCUACUUCACAUACGCACGAUGUUUCGUACAACACUGAACUGUUCACCGGCUGAGUUGGUCUUUGGCACAACAUUACGUAUACCCGGCCAAUUUUUCACGCCUGACACAGCAGUACUCAGUGACCCUCCAACGUAUGUGGCUCGUCUGAAAACGCACAUGAGCAAACUACAAUACUGCGCAUCCACUUUCACAACAAAACUACCCCACAUUCCUCCAGAACUUUCGACCUGUACCCAUGUUUUCAUUCGCACUGACAGGUUAAAACAACCUUUACAACCUCCUUAUGAGGGCCCAUUUCCGGUACUUUCACGCCAAGAGAAAUACUUCACCAUUCUAUGGCGUGGCAAACCUGAUACUAUCAGCAUAGAUCGUUUGAAACCGGCGUAUACGGAUUCAGUGGAGACAUACCACACGGACAACGAUCCAACACGCACUGACAAGGCCAAGACGCUGACGAUCGACAAUACACGACCACCCACAAUUCCGGGACGAAAUCAAGAACGCACCACGCGAUCUGGAAGACAGGUACAUUGGCCUGACCGUUUUGUUGCAGGCUGACACAACUCAGGCCCCGAUGCAUACCCUUUUUCAAGGAGGAGGGUAUUGUGAGGUCGCAUUGCACAUGCACUUUUAAUUCCGUUACACUAUCUUCGGAACGGAAGAUUUCAUCACCACGUGCACGUGUACUUAAAUCCGAGGUCAACCUAAUAAAACUACUAGUUUUAUCGAGAUUGCCUUGGAUACCACAUCCUCACAUCGUGUAAUUGAGUCGCGUGACCUACAUCACGACCGAGGUCAACAUAACAAAACUGUUUCAUUCUUAUCGAGAUUGUCUCGGAUACCACAUUCUCACCUUGCGUACUUCUCUUCCCCUUGACCUACAUUCACACAUCGUACUACGUACGGCCCACCUGUUUGAACGCCUGAAUGAAGCAUUAUAUAAACCGCAUAGUACAUCGACAACGAUCCCCCGACCGACUACAACGAACGUCACACGACCGUCCCGACUGGUGCUUUGACAACCGUCACAAAAAGCGCUACGCCCACGACGACAAGACAAUCCUCACACGACCGGACUGGCCGCGACCUACAAUUUCCCCACGAACAGGAUUUGUGCU